GUACCUCGAUAUUUUCGCGCGGCGUGCCUCUCGGUUCGACGGACUGAUAGCGCCAGUUCGCCACUCGGCCUCUCCAGCAUCAUCACGUGCCAGGCUGACCCUCUCGACGCGGAUAUUCCUUCACCAUUCAGUACUUCCCUUCAGCCUCAUCGAGCAAUAACACAAAUAAACUGUGACUCGUGAGGGUGUGCCGUUUCUCCACUUUUUACCGUUAAACAACGAACACUCGGCAGCCUCUAAAAGCCCAACGUUUCACCGGUUUUAUCGUGUACUAACAAUAACAACGAACGAUUUACAUUUGGAGUCAUCGAUAAGCGAGCACAGCUAAACGCGGAUGUCCGCCUUCCCGGACGAGUAACUUCAAUCAGCACAGAACAUGCCGAACGAAAACGCACCAAUUUGCGGCUGCGGUAUAGCACUCGAAACACCCAAAUCUCGGAACGGCUCCGCCCCAGGCUCAACCGCAUUGUCAACGAGAAAUCUCACCAUUCUCAUACCGAAAGCUUCCUCGAAAAAUCGAGGCGACGGCCGCGGCUCCAAGAGACAACAACACCAAGACAACCACGUUAGGCAUCAGGGGCCCAAAACCAGGGCACCUGAUACCGGCAGCACAAGCUCAGUCGCCGAACAGAUGAAUGGACACUCUCAUCAUACGAGUAACAAUGGCAAUCAACAGGAAAAGAGACUCAACGCAUCGAGAAGAACAAGAAGCGCAGAAAGAUCGGAUUCUCAUUACACUUACAUCGACUCGGGAUCAAGUAUAAUGGGCGGUGGUUUACGCGAGAAUACGAUACCGGAAGCUUUGUACGCGACGAUAAACGAGACGUCGCCGAGCUCGUUGCCGAGCGUAAACGACGAAACGUUGUCGAUCAGCAAUCAGACUAACACGUCCAAUCGUGGGUCACAGCUUGUUUACGCAGUUCCGUCUAUGACCUCACCACCGCCAACUUACGACGUCGCAGUUGCCAAAACUUGUCAGUCCGGACUUCCGCCAACCUACGACGAGUAUCUUCGCUUCAAGCUGGCAAUGCUGUCACGUUCUCGUACACCGCCACCGCCAUGGUCGGACUCGUCGUGUCCGAGGAUUCAACCGAAUCGUCUUGAACACAUAACGAGUCAACUCGAGCUGCGGGAGUACCUGGCGCAGGUGGCGCUUGAUCAAACGUCCUACAAUUCUCUUGUGCAACACCAACAGCAGCAGCAAUCUGUCCCACGGGAUUCGGCGAAUCUGUCAAAUCAUCAGCAGCAAGCACGGCUAUCCCAGCAAGCGUUGAGGUUACAAAGUGCCGCUGUUAGACAGCAACGAGCUCGUGCAAUGCCUCCCAGAUCGCAGAGCGAGAGUCGUGCUCACCAACAGCGUAUCGCAACGAUGUACGAGGACGCAGCUUUCUGCAUGGAAACGACAGCGAUUACGUCAGCGUUCGAGCACGGCGUUGCGUUUUGCAGUCUCAUGUAAGAAGCUCCUGCGGACAGCGAUCGAAAAAGCCUCGCACGGCCUAUUAAAGUGAAGAAAAAAACGCCAAAUCGAACAAGGAAGAGAAAACGCGUUAAAUGAAGAAAAAAAUGAAGCUCGACGUGAAGGGAGUCGAGAAAAAUUCUGCCACGUUGCUACGAGCGCAAAAGUGGAGCUUUUUUCGCGCGUAAUAUUGUUCGAAAAUCCGGUUUAUUCGUAUUUUUUUAUUGUUGCGAUAAUCGUUUGACAAAAGCCAAAUGAAAUUAAUUGCAAUAUGCUUGUGACACGAUUUUCGAUUCGCGACACGAGUCGAAACUGGCUCUACUUUUUCUUAUUUCGCACCGCGAAUUACCUACUUUUUUCAUCGACGUUGCAUCGAUGCUGGAAAAGUAAAAGACGAAGAUGAAAAAAAAAAACGUAAGAUAAAUUGUGUCCUGGCUGGUCCAGGGAUCGAAAGCCGCUGCUGCUUCUUUUACUCUGAGCUCGAGAAGAAUUUCGAGCCCCAUUAUGACUAGUUACAUUGUCAUUAUUAUUAUCAUUCGUGUUAUUUGUAACAAUUAUUAUUAUUGUCGUUAAAAUAAUCGUAUUUUCUACUUGCUACUCGAUCGAAGUGUUCUGAAACCAUCGCUUUUCGCUCGCGACACACACGAUCGUAUCCAAUUUUCAUCGCACACCAUUAUAAGAGGGAUACGAAAAAUUGUGAAAUGAAAAGCGUUGAUCGAAGAAGUGCGAAAUAAACCAGGGGAUUGUGGCACGUUUCCAAAGAGCAUAAAAUCGAUAAAUUCGAUCAUUCAAAUGUCUCAUUCGAAUUAUUGUGAAAACAAAAAUCAGAUUUCAAACCCAAGCAAAAAAAAAAAUAACCGUGCUGGAAAUGCAGCAAGUAAUCAUACGACGUCACGAAAAUAAAACGUUACAUAUUCGCUGCAUUGGUCAAGUUUACAGAUGUCAAAAAGCAUGUCCACGAUACAACAUCGCCAUAAAAUGCCAUAAGCAUAUUCGUCUGAACGAAACGACAAAAUCCGAACGAUUUGCAUAAAACCGUAAUAAAAAUAAGUAACGUAAACAUUGAUGAAAAUCGAAUUGUAAUCGAGGUAUUUGAUAUAUAGAGAUUUACACGUGUAAGGGCAAAAGUGUUUUAGAAAAUCGUUAAUUAAUUAUCGAAAUUCAUUUAUAUAUAUACACACACUUAGCCAUUAAUGAAGAUAAAACAACCCUAAGGAUAUAUUAAAUUUGAAAAAAAACUUAUUGUUUUCAUUAUAGGGCAGUCCUAAUGACAUAAAAAAUUUUCAAAUAAUUAUAUUAUAGGUCGUAAGAUCGGUGUGUUUAACGGGGGGGGGGAAAAAAAAAAAACAAAACAAAAAACAAGAGGAAAGAAAAGGAAACAAGAAUCAUUAAAAAAUAACGUUUGACGCGUGUUAUUUAUCGAGCACCAUUAAAAAAAAAACAACUGCGUGUAGUCUGUUACCCUGAGGCUAUCUGUGUGCGAAUACAUGUGAAUAUUUGUAUACGGAUAUUUCUCCCAGGCGAAAAGCACGUGAGAACAAAAGCAUAUGUGUUUGAAUUUCCUUGACGAUGAUGAAUUUUCGAAACGAAACAUAUAUAAAUAAUAAUAAUAAUAAUAAUAUUAAUAAUAAAAACAACAAUAUUAAAAAAACAGACACACUCGAAAGAAAAAAAUACCAAAAAAGUAAAAAAUAAAUAAAGUAAAUAAGAGAAAAAAUAUUACGAGCAAGAGAGUGACAGGGAAAGUGAGAGGAAUGCUGCAACGUUUGUACUCAUAGAAGCUCUCGUCAUUCAGCCUUUUAGCACACUUUGCGUUAUUGGCUUCUUUAUCGCGGACCACACCAUCCGAUGUGUAUACUCGUUAGAAUCUCCGAGAUAAAGAGAGAAAAGGAAUAAAAAACUGAAAAUCAAAUAAACAAAGGAACGAAAGCGAAGACAGAAUUCAUAAAAAUCGGUCCAUUCCUGCGGCUGCUUUAGAGAUUCAAUGUCAUAGUUGUCCAAACGCACAUAAAAAAAAAAAAAAUAAAAUAAAAAAAAAAUCAGAACAGAAUUAAGAAAAAAAAACAAUUUAAGUCGAUAAAGUGACGCGAGAAGGGAGGAGGCUGGGGACGCGAAAUACCUUCGACCUUGAGGGAGAAAAAAUCUCAUUCAUCGUAUUCGAUUGGGAACGUCGAGAAAAGACUAAUGGAUCAUGAGACUCGUUGAUUAAACGAAAUGAGAAAGUGAACAAAUAGAAAUAAAAAUAUUAAAAAAAUAUAUAUAUAUAUAUGUGUGUAUAUCUAUAUAUGCUGCUAUAUACAUGCGUUUGUUCAAUGUACAUGUGUAUAUAAUCGUAUAUAUAUUUAUAUAUAGACAUACCCCAAUAAUAGGACUGCCAAGAGCGAGAAAGUUCUAAAACUAUUUAAUUCCACGUAUAAUCGAGGUUGAAUAACAAAUUACGAGUUUCAAGGUCUGACUGUGUAUUAACUGUGAAUGCAGUUAAACAUAUAAAUAUAUAUAUGUGCACGGGUAUAUAUGUAUCAUUCGUUUUCACUGUCCGAGAUGCAAGAAAGUUUGCUUCUUUCAUUGCCUCGAUGUAUAGAGAAAAGAGCUGAAACAAGAAAAUGAGAUUGCAAAUCGAAGAAAGUACGAGAAAAUUAAUCGGAAACUCAUUCGAAAUAUUGUAUCACAGUUAUCAAUUACCAGCAGAACGUGAGCUCAAUUUUUCGCCGGAGGUCAAAUAAAAAAAAGGAUUUUCGUAGGGUCUUUGAAAAAAUGGACUUUGGAAAAUUUUUCAUGACCUCUUCGCUAUUCGUAAGUAAAUGGAAUUAUUUUUAUUGUAAAUAUUAGCUCGACUGCUUUUUGAGGCAAAGGAAAAUGCAGGCUCACGACGACCGAAGGUUUUUAUGCAUUAGCACGUGGACGAGUUCUUUUUUAUUAUUAAAAGUGACAGAAUCAAAAUUAUCAAAUGGAUCCUGGAGCGAGUCUCUCAAUUUUUCGAUUUUUUUUUCGUUUCUCUCAGCGCAUGCUCUCCAUACGAUAUAUAAUUGUUCCAAGUUUCGAAAAAAAAAAAUAUAAAAUCAAACGUUCGAUAUUGACCUGAAUAAUACAGGAAAUAUUGCAUGAGAAUCAAAAGAUGAUUUUUGAACUUGAAAUACUCGUUUUGGAAGUCACUCUCAAGGGUCAAAUAAUUUGAAAACAAAGUCCUUUUUUCAAUCGACCUAAUAUUCAGCCAAUGAUAAUUUACGUGUUAUUAUUGCUAUGAUUAUUAAUAAUGGUGUAAUGAAUAAAUGAAUCCCGAUAUAAAUCUUCUAGAGGAUUAUAAAUAAGUGUCAAAGGUAAUGAAGAAUCGAAGUGGAAUAUUGACGAGAUGGGGUUGGUAGCUCGUUCAGGUAUCCAAAUGUCAAUUCAACGAGAGAGAGAGCGAUCAUUUUUUCGAGACUGACGCGUCAAAAAUUCAUCGAUUCGAUGAUAAAGGGCGCUCCGUACAUGACUUUUCGAGAGAGAGAGAGAGAGAGAGAGCGUGUUUGUAAAGAUGCUAAAGAGUGGGGAUUUGUGAUGGUGAAAUGGUGCAAGCGGAAAAACUUGUAUUUUUGUAUGGAUUAAAUUUUUGGUAGGGUUUGGGUAUCGCGAACGAUGAAUUGUAGAUGCGAAGACGAAAGAUUGCAUUUAGUAUCGCGUAUUAUUGCCAACAACAAGAGACGAGCGUCUUGAAAAGUGGCAAAUUCGUUAAUAAAGAGCAACAAGUACAGGGUUGUCAAUUUUUUUUGACUCUAUUCUUAUGUGCUAAUUCUCAUGAGUUGUGAUGAAAAAUCACCUUGUCCUAUACACGCGAUCAACCUUGCGAAGGAUCAAAUUGAGAAUUUUCGUUAUUUUCAAAUUUUCGAAGCAUCUUCCAUCUAAAUUUAUUUAAAAAAUCCCUUCUUCCCGAAUGCUUAAAAAAUAUUGACGAUUCUCUGCUUAUGAAAUUCUCAAGAAUUACUAAAAAUGUCAAAAAAUUCGAACUGAAAAGUUUGCAGGUACGAGACCCUCCGGAACUCUCGUAAGCAAAGUCUUCAUCCUUUUUUUUUCUCUCUUCAGGGCUCCACUCAAGAGAUAUUCAUUAUUGAAAGAAUCUUUGCCACGAAAAAAAAAGAUUCGCAAAGUAGAGUCACGGAUUUGUCACGCCCGUGUUUUCUUAUCGAGGUAACCGAUCGCGACUUUGACUAAUUAAUUGAUAUCUCAUCAGCACGCUUCAUUAGAGAGAAAAAUGAAUAAAAAUUGUACUCGAGAAUUUCGCAAUUUAACCAUCUUCCUCUGCUCGGAGGCGUCUCUUUAAAUAACCUGCAAACCUCAGUGAAUUUCCACCUUUUGAGAGAGCGGUGAACAUUAUUAUGGAGUAUACUAAAAGUAUAUCGAUAUAAAAGAAAAAAUAUAACGUAUAUUCAUGUAUAUGAUUACGAAAUGAUAAAUAAUGACUAUAUUAUAAACUGUCUGUUGUGUAAAUUCAUGGAUGUUUAGAGGACCAAGAAAUCUAAUAAAAAUGAUGACAACAAA
Venturia canescens is the source of this 5971-nucleotide messenger RNA. RefSeq lists its product as uncharacterized. Bases 377 to 1456 code for a protein of 359 amino acids. Lineage: Eukaryota; Metazoa; Arthropoda; Insecta; Hymenoptera; Ichneumonidae. The transcript is spliced from 5 exons. The record is from RefSeq and is a predicted model, not a curated record.